AGCGGGCCGGGCAAGUGCACCUGGCAGGGUAGGCAGGGCGUGACACGCCACCGCGAGCGCUUCCCAGCGCGCCGCCGCCGACGUCAGUGGCGCGCGGUCGGGGAGGGCGGUGCCUCGGCUGAAAAAGGCGGUCCGCUGCCGGGGAACGGCCCCGGUUUCGCUCGUCUACCGCGGGCCGCCGCCGCAGAAGCGGCGUAGGCCAGACAGCGUGGUGGUGGCCCCAGCAGUGCGAGCGAGCGAGUGAGCGAGGCCUCGCCAGUUUGGCAGUUUCGAGCCCAGCGUAAACCGGCGUCGUUGGCCAUGCGAGGAAUGGAGCCGUUGCCGCUGAGCCGCGCGCCCCCGCCGCCGCCCCCGAAGCACCACCGCGGGCUCGGCUUCUCCAUCGAGGCGCUGAUGAGUUCGCCCGCCGUGCCGGCGACGCCGGCGAGCCUGCUUUGCAUGUGGCCCGCCGAGUGGAUGAUGCGCGCCGCCCUGCAACCGCCGCACGGAUUCUUUCCCGCGGCCGCGCCCAGGUGCGAGCCCAGGAGCGAGCCGGCAACAGGCGAGACAUCUCCGGUGUCCAGCUGCCCGCCAUCGCCGCUGGCCUGGUGUCACACCGCGGGCGACUCGGCCGCAGCCUCGGACAGCGACGGCGACUGCGGCCCUCCGCACGAAGGCAGCCCGCGACCGCCGAGCCUCGUCGGCGGGGAGGAAGCCCGCCUGCUCGGACGUUCCGAGUGCGCGGACAAGCGCAGCGGCCACGCUUCCCACCACCAGGCGCAACACGGCCAAAGCCAGUCCACAUCCCAGCAGCUGCACCACCACCAGCAGCAGCAACACCACCACCAGCAGCAACAGCAGUGCCGGCGCCGGCGCACGGCGUUCACGAGCGAGCAGCUGCUGGAGCUGGAGAAGGAGUUCCACUCCAAGAAGUACCUGUCUCUGACGGAACGGUCGCAGAUAGCGCACGCGCUGCAGCUCACCGAGGUGCAGGUGAAGAUAUGGUUCCAGAACCGGCGCGCCAAGUGGAAGCGCGUGAAGGCGGGCCUCACCGCCGGCCGCGGGCCUCAGCAGCACUCCGACGCACCGCGCAUCGUGGUUCCCAUUCCGGUGCACGUGAACAGGGUGGCGCUGCGAAACCAGCAACAGCAGCAACAGGCCGAGCCAAAGGGACCGGGGGCGCUGGCUGCCCCCGUCGCUGGUCUCACGGCCGGCUUGACGCCGACAAGGUUACCUGGGCGUCUCGCACCGUCUCAAGGCACAGCGUUCAGUGCUCCAGAACCAGUAUGAACACUAUGAACAGCGUGCGCUGGAAGUAAAGAGAAUCAUCGUCCUUGCCUGAAACCCCAUCGACAAGCGCCUUCAAUAUUCCAGUGAGGGCGGCGCAAAGCAUGCUGCGGCAACUCACGCAAUGGCGUCGAAACUUAUUUCAGUGGCUGUCCCAGAGGUGCACACUUAUUUGUAAGCGCGCGUCUAGGAGUGUGUGCCAGCAAAGUUGAACUGGCCUCACGCAAGCAACCUUGCACGUGAACACCGCUUUACAAGUGCUACAUCAGCACACAAAAGCUUUUAUCAAGGCGAGCAGUGCUGAAUGGGAGGAUCAGUGAUACCGGAAUGCAGACACGGCUAAACACUGUUGGAUUUGAGACUCCUGCGCAACCGGACUUUCAUGUCUACCGCAUCACUGUCGCGGCGGAAAACGAGUACAAUGGAACGCUGAUGGAUAAAGAAGCCACCGUGGAGACAGGCCCUGGAAAUGCUACCAACGAUCCAAGGAAAACAUGAUGCGUGAACUGGAGAACUUGUGACGUGUGGAUGGAUACGCGUGGAAUGAAUGACGGCGUCGGUGAAGUGAUAACGUGUGUGGAACUUUCUUGAACUUGUGAUCUUUGAGUAGUGUGCUGUGUACGUCACUGUGUGCGCACACAGGCGCUUGAGUCGAUGCCCCUGCGCAGCAACCGAACUCAUUGUGGCUGAGAAUCCUACGAACCGCUUAAUGUAGGCAACUGUGCUGCGCUUGCGAUCUGUGUACACUAUACAAGAGAGAAUAUAUUAAAGAAACUAUCACCAAAUGCACAUGAAACUU
Molecule: messenger RNA, 2065 nt
Organism: Dermacentor andersoni
Lineage: Eukaryota; Metazoa; Arthropoda; Arachnida; Ixodida; Ixodidae
Biological process (GO): regulation of nervous system development; regulation of transcription by RNA polymerase II
Cellular component (GO): nucleus
Molecular function (GO): RNA polymerase II transcription regulatory region sequence-specific DNA binding; DNA-binding transcription factor activity, RNA polymerase II-specific
Source: RefSeq, a predicted model, not a curated record